This is a messenger RNA of Coregonus clupeaformis (lake whitefish), 2108 nucleotides long. RefSeq names its product CCR4-NOT transcription complex subunit 9. The transcript has 8 exons. Bases 516 to 1409 code for a protein of 297 amino acids. Lineage: Eukaryota; Metazoa; Chordata; Actinopteri; Salmoniformes; Salmonidae. Gene Ontology annotation, biological process: negative regulation of translation; mRNA catabolic process. Gene Ontology annotation, cellular component: CCR4-NOT core complex; P-body; CCR4-NOT complex. The record is from RefSeq and is a predicted model, not a curated record.
GCAUUGCAAAAAACGAUCAGUUCUGGUCUACUUAACUGGGUGUGUCUACCAUAGACACCAAUGCAAUAGCACCUGGGUCUGACUUUCAUUGAACCAGAAAAAUAUCAGAAAGAAACAGCGAGUGGGGUGUCUCGCUUCCUCUUCCGUCUCUGAUACAACAAACACAUGAAAUGCAUAACUGUCUAGCUAGCUACUUAUCUGUAUCUACCUACCAUGUAAACUAAGGAUUAUAUUUUGUUUAAGGAUUAUAGCUAUGUGGUUUGUGUUAUAGCGUUAAACAGCUAUAAAGCAGAUAUCCUUCUCAAACAGAACGCUACAUGUUGGAUUAAGCGCGCGGGUAAAAGUUCAAACGUUACAGUUCCGAUAUGACCAUUGUAGCAAACUAAGACCAAAUAUAGUCUGUGCUAAAACUAAGCUAGCUUGUAGUUUUUUUUUUUUUUUGUAGCUAGGUAGCUAGCUCAACGUUUACAUUAGGUUCUCAAUAUCCUCCGGGAGAUAUCCAGACGCUUCAGACAAUGCUGGCUACAGGCGCAGCUGCAACCACAGCCCUGGUGCAGGUGGAUCGGGAGAAGAUCUACCAGUGGAUCAACGAGCUGUCUAGCCCAGAGACCAGGGAGAAUGCCCUCCUGGAGCUCAGCAAGAAGAGGGAGUCUGUCCCUGACCUGGCGCCCAUGCUCUGGCACUCCUGUGGCACCAUUGCUGCCCUCCUGCAGGAAAUUGUGAACAUCUACCCCUCCAUAAACCCACCAACUCUGACAGCCCACCAAUCCAACAGAGUAUGCAACGCCCUCGCGCUCUUACAGUGUGUUGCCUCCCACCCAGAGACUCGGUCUGCAUUUUUGGCGGCACACAUUCCUCUUUUCCUCUACCCCUUCCUGCAUACUGUGAGCAAGACACGCCCGUUUGAGUACCUGCGCCUCACCAGCUUAGGAGUCAUAGGUGCUCUGGUCAAAACAGACGAACAGGAGGUGAUCAACUUCCUGCUCACCACAGAGAUCAUCCCUCUAUGCCUGCGCAUCAUGGAGUCAGGCAGCGAACUCUCCAAAACGGUUGCUACUUUCAUACUCCAAAAAAUUCUGCUGGACGACACCGGGCUGGCGUACAUAUGCCAGACCUAUGAACGCUUCUCUCACGUGGCAAUGAUUCUUGGGAAAAUGGUGCUGCAGCUGUCGAAGGAACCAUCUGCACGUCUGCUGAAACAUGUUGUACGCUGCUACCUUCGCCUCUCUGAUAAUCCAAGAGCGCGAGAAGCGCUGCGCCAGUGCCUGCCCGACCAGUUGAAGGAUGCCACUUUCGCCCAGGUGCUAAAGGACGACACCACCACAAAGCGCUGGCUGGCCCAGCUGGUCAAGAACCUGCAGGAGGGCCCGGUGACGGACGGCCGAGGCAUCCCCCUGACCACACAGUGACAUCAUCAACCCCUUGGACACUACCUGAGGGAUGGUACCAUGCUGGCAGAGCCGCAGAAGAAAAACAUGACUAGUGCUUGAAGUUAAACGAAAAAGGUGCCGCUAGUCAUUUUAGGUGCCGGUACUAAUUUUAAUUGUAAAGUACCAGUGUUAAUAUUUAAGAGUAAAUAUUCUGUAAGAGGUGCCGGUACUCAAAAGAGUAGAAUAUUAGAGGCUCCGGUACUCUAGUGGUGUGCACCGGUCCAAUUUAAGCACUGUCCAAGACCAGGAGAGGAUGAUGCUGUGAAGAACCUUAAACUCUGUGGCUCACUUGUUGUUGCCGCUCACAUGGCAUUCUCCCUGAGACGUUCUCACAAUGCUUCCUAAAUGCUUAUGGAGGUGUUUGUGUUACAUUUCAACAGGGACGCAUAAUAUGGGGUUUACCGUUGAUGUCAUCAAAAAUGAAAUCAACAUUGAUGUCACAAAUUGGGCUGGUUUUAACCUGGUGUUCCCACUGUUUUUGUACUGUUCUGAACUGAAACCACUACAGGCUUUUUCGAAGUGUUUUUAAACAUAUUUUUUUAUGUUUUCUUUUAGCCCUUGGUUCCACGAAUUUGGCCCGCGGGUGACGUUAUUUGGCACCCCAAGUUUUGAGCAAAAAAAAAAAAAAUGUGUAUUUUAAUUAAACAUUUUUAUUGUUGGACAUAAGACUGUAAAAAC